AGACCUUUUAGUUCAAUAAUUCUUUUUCAAACAUUGAAUCACGUGCAAACAUGUCUCGACUAGAUGUCACAGAAUCUUUUCAGGGCAUCAAGUUUCCUGGGCACAUGCAUACUGAAGAAUCCCUGAAUUUUGCAACUGACUUCAAGUUUGAAGAGACAGAUACUCUGAUAGUCACCUACCCCAAAUCAGGAACCACAUGGAUGCAGGAAAUCCUCACUCUGGUUUUGAGUAAAGGGGACCCGACUAUUGCCCAAAGUCAACCUAACUGGGCUCGUGCUCCAUGGCUUGAGCAGUACUACUGCCCUGAAGUUCUGAAAGCAUCUUCUGGACCUCGCAUUAUUACUACACAUCUGCCUUACCAUCUGCUGGCACCAGCCCUGCAACACUGCAAAGCAAAGGUGAUAUAUGUGGCAAGAAAUGUCAAAGAUGUGUGUGUUUCAUAUUACCACUUCCACAAGAUGGCAAAUUUUCUCCCUGACCCAGGAACGUUCCCUGAGUUUCUGAAGAAUUUCCUAAAGGGUGACGUGCAUUAUGGAUCUUGGUUCGAUCAUGUCAACGGCUGGACCGGUCAUGCUAAAAACUUUCAAAACUUUUUUUACAUCACUUACGAGGAAAUGUUUCAGGAUCUUCGUGGGUCUCUUCAGAAAGUGAGUCAUUUCCUGCAGUGCACAUUAUGCAAAGAAGAGCUGAAUCUUGCUGAGAAGCACUGUAGCUUCAAUAGCAUGAAGGAAAAUGCCAUGGUCAACUAUACCCUCAUCCCCAAGGAGAUCAUCGACCACAGCAAGGGAAAGUUCAUGAGAAAAGGUAAAGUGGGAGACUGGAAGAACAUGUUUACAGAGGAGCAGAGUGGUCUCGUCGAUGAGGUUUACUUUUCACAGAUGGCAGAUUCCUCACUGCUGUUUCAAUGGGAUCAGCCCGGGGAGACUCUAGUGCCCCUGAUAAACAUUAAUAAUUCUGCAUCCAGAGAGAUCCUUCUCCUCACAUAAGCACUUGCCACUGUUAUAUAGUAUAACAUAAUUGUAUGUGUAAUAAUGUUUCUAAUUACCUCCAUAAUGUAAAUAAGCUAAGCAAAAUAAGCUGAUCUAUUUUUGUUUAUCUACUUGGUGCUUUUAACUUAAUAAUAUAUAUAUAUAUAUAUAAAGAUUUCAUCUCUUUAAGAAAAUUUUAAAAAUGUAGCAGAUGUUUAGUAAAAGUUACAAAUGUAUAGCCCCUUAAAGAGACUAUAAGAGAAAUGUAGCAGCAUUUACAACCUAAAUAGCUUAAGAGUUGCAAAUUUAGUUUAAUGCAAUAUUACUUAGAUUAUAAGUAAAGUGGUAUAGUCAUUUUUGAAGAUUAACAAACAUUUAUUAAGAAUUUAUAAGAAUUAUUAUUAAAAUGUUUGAUAUUGACAUAUGACCUCAUAUGUCGUAUGUAUGUGUUUUUGUUUUAUCAAAGAGAAAUAUAUUUAUCAUCUGAAUAAAUAAAGUUUUUCAUUGAUGUAUACAUUUAAUUAGAAAUGACAAUAAUUGGCUAAAAUACAGCCAUUUAAAAAUCUAGAAUUUGAAGGGUUCAAGAAAACAAUGAUGAGAAAUUGGGUUUUAGUUGUACAAAUUAAGUCUACAGCAACAAAUAGUUUUAUAUAUUUACAGUAAAAUAUCAUCAAGAAACCUGAUCUUUACUUAAUAUACUGAUUUAAUUUUUGACAUUAAAGAACCCAUACCAAGACCCAUACAUUGUAUUUUUGGCUAUUUUCAAAUAUAUACCCAUUUGACUUAAAUGUUGUGUGCGGGUGCUCCAGGAUCUCAUAUCAUGUAAUUUACAAUGAAAUGUAAACAAUUGAAAUGUAAUUGACUCAUUUGUUAUACUAUAGCUAUGCAGAGCCUUGAAGCAUAAGGGUCUAUUUACCUUGCUCUUUGCUGUUCAUUAUGGCUUGGAAAAUAAUGUUAAAUAAACUAAAUUGACAAUG
Messenger RNA from Danio rerio (zebrafish), 1945 nucleotides. RefSeq names its product sulfotransferase family 5A, member 1 (gene sult5a1). NCBI's taxonomy places the organism in Eukaryota, Metazoa, Chordata, Actinopteri, Cypriniformes, Danionidae. Gene Ontology annotation, cellular component: cytoplasm. Gene Ontology annotation, biological process: xenobiotic metabolic process. The record is from RefSeq and is marked validated. Gene Ontology annotation, molecular function: sulfotransferase activity.